Messenger RNA from Podospora anserina S mat+, 1632 nucleotides. RefSeq lists its product as uncharacterized. The record is from RefSeq and is a predicted model, not a curated record. The transcript is spliced from 3 exons. The coding region runs from base 1 to 1632 and encodes 543 amino acids. NCBI's taxonomy places the organism in Eukaryota, Fungi, Ascomycota, Sordariomycetes, Sordariales, Podosporaceae.
AUGUGCGAGCUCAUGAUGGAGACCGCGUCUCUGAGUGCACACCACCAAAGUCUGGAGUCUCCAUCUCCCACUCAACGUGACCAUGAGGUGUUCUGGAUGCUGUAUCGCACUUUUUGCUAUUGGUACGUCGUCUCGAGGAAGCAGCUCACUCUCCUCCUCGUUGUACCCAUUACUAACACAUUUCCGACAGUGAGCGUGGUUGCCAACUUUCUGCUUUUGCUCACUUGUGUCUCUCCCAGCGUCAAAGACCUCGCCCUCUAUCGCGUCAACGUCACCCGUCUGGCCGAGGACCUGCACAGUCAGGUGUUGAACAAAACAGAAGCUACCUCGCCGAAAGAUCUUCUUCACCCAAAUUUACCAACUUAUUGGUUGUGGGGGAUAUCAGGCAUCUGCGACGAAUAUCCCGACAAAGCAGUUUGUCGACGGAGGUUCUUGCCAACGCAAGAUAUCCUGACACUUGUCGAGCACUCCUUGACAAGCGGAACUGAUGAUGGCACCCAAGAUGAAACCAUCAGCAAGGUCUUGACGACAUGGAACAGCACACUCACCCACCUCGACUCCCCUGAACAGCAUGAUAGGGCAGCAAAAUUCGCCGCAAUAUCCAAAGCUGGCGUCGCCAUCAUCAUUGUCGUCAUCAUCUUGGAUAUCUUGCUGCUUGGUCCAUCGCUUUGGUGGCCUUCGAGCAAAAAGCGUCUGCCCCGUGUUUUCUAUCUCAUUUCCGCUGUCUACGGGAUGAUAGCGAUGGGGGCGGGGAUUGUGGUGGCGGUCGCGUUGCCUCAUGGUUUUCACGUGGCGGUCAUCGCAAGAGAAACUGGGGUGAUGACCCUCAUCAUCCUGUUUGUCGGCGCCGGAAUAAGGCUUGUUACAAGUCUCAUUGGCUGCUGUUUUUCCUGUUGGGACCCAGACAGUUCAGGUCCGUCGAGACUGCCAGAGUGGUCAAGGCGAGGGGGAGUUGGGCAACGGCCGGUAGUGCGACGAAGGGUUAGAUCCGAGAUGACUCUUGCCAAGCAAGCUGUACGCCACGAGGAGAAAAGGGUCAGGUCGGAGACACCCGAGAGUGGCCAAGUCGAGGACAAAGAGGGAAGCAGGUUGAGACCGAGGAAACCACUUGGUGAUCAAGGGACGUACAACGAAAAGAUUGGCUAUCUUGGAGAGAAAUGCAUAUUUGACCUUUUUAGCCUGUACAACCUACCCAACUGGUCCGGUGAGACAAACUGGACCAGCAGUCUACGCAGCCUUCAAAAUCUGUUUGAAGAUUUCCCAAUCCACCAAGAGAAGCACCACGCUGAUUUCACCUAUCACGACACAACGGGGGCAAUGCGUGAAGCGCUCCGUCAAGAGGGGCUACGAGUCUCUCCCAGCUGGUCAAACAACACAAAGUAUCACAUAGAGGUCAAGACCACAGAGGGGAGAUGUUGGACACCGAUGAAAGUGAGCGUCAAUCAGACAAGGCUGAUGGAAAACUACGAGGGUGAUGCGAACAAUGUCUACAUACUGGUCAGGGUGUUUGAUGUGCGAGAGCGUCAUGUGGGGUUGAGGUGGUUUCCCGAGCCUCGGCGGAGGGAGAAUUUGAAGUUUAAAGGGCCGAAAGAGGGCUAUUAUGAGGUUACGACGAAGAAUAUUUACGUGUAA